AUGGCGGCGUUGUUGUUCCGCAGUCAGUCGUCGACGUGUGUCCGCGUCUCGCCAGCGCGUGACGCGAGCCGCCUGUCGUCCAAGCAGAACAACCAGCCUCGUUUCUUUCCUCGCGGUGCUUGGUCUGCUCGGCGACCCCUUAAGAAUGCAAUUGUCAGCGCCACUUCCGCAUCGUCGUCGUUCUCGUCAGCACAGCAGGCAGCAGUCCCGACGGGCAUGGGGGAGGGGUCACGGCUUGGAGGAGGACCACGGCAAAUGGGUGGCGAUGAUGGCUCUCAGAUGGUGGAGAAGGGGAGGAAAAUACGGAAAAAAGAAGAAGUGCUCAAGGAGCUGUUGAAGAUGAGGGAUCAGUUGGAGGAGCUGUUUGCAGGCCUAUCACUGGAGGAGAACUUUCAAACCUCCCGCCCUCUUGACAACAGAAUCACAGACGCACGAUCGACAUCAUCGCUGCAGGGGACACCGGGGCAGAAAGUCGAUCAAGAGGUUCUAGAGCAGCUUCUGAGUUUGAAGCACUUUUUGGAUAUGCUGAACAACCUCAUCGAAUCAUUUGAUCCAGCAGCAGAGGCAGACAGUGCGCUGGUUUGCCUCAAUAACGCACUGCAGUUUUAUCACAGGAGGAGGGCCGAGGGAAUGCCAGCAAGCACAGUCAUCCUCAAUUUCCUCCUUGCUAUUUCCACGCAAGUGGAUCACAACAAGUCUAUGGAGCUGUAUGCACUGAUGCUGAAGGAAGGACUGCAGCCUGACUUUACCACCAUUGGGUGUCUGUGCUUAUCGGCUUGCUUCGCGGGAGAUAUCAUUUCCAUUAAGCGGAUCUUACUGGACUCGGCUGGUUGGGAGGAUCAAGAGAAUCACGAGGAUGAAGAGGAAGAUUUUCUUUCCAGCACCACUCUCUAUUACAACAAAUUCAUUGAUCUGUGUGCUGCUAGUGAUUCACAAGCGAAUGUUCAAGCUGAGCAAACUUCAACUGAGCAGGUUCAGGUUCAACUUGAAAUGGCGUGGCGCCUCUAUCACGGGCUGGAAGCAGACAAGAAUGCCCGACCCGAUGCCGAAACAUUCAACAUCCUCAUUGGCGUCAAUCUCAAGGCAGGGGAUCACGAGGGGGCGUUGCAAGCAUACAAGCUGAUGUCAGCGAGUGGGUUUGCACGCGACUUGGAGCCAGAGCUUUGGAACAAGCUCAUCCAUGCCGUGGCUGCCGUGCCCUCCGCCCCUGCCUACGUGGCCUACGGGCCGGACCUAGACACGUACGUGGGGCUCAUGGCAGUGUGUGCCAGGGAUGGCGAUGCAGCAUGGGCGAUGGCACUGAGGAGGGAGAUGGAGGAUGGCGGAGUGGAGGUGACGGGAGAAGUGCUCCGUGCGCUCAUGGCCAUGCAACGCAAAGCGGGGAUGUGGGAGGCCGCUGUGGAAACCUUCAAAGAGAUGCAAACCAAGGCGGUGCUCUCAACCGAUGAGGAUGCGGCAUGGGGUCGUGAGUUCCUGAAGGAAGCUGCUGAGAAAGUUCGCCCUAAUGCGAAGACCCUCAAUCUUCUCAUUGAAGCAAGUGUAGAGGCAGGGUAUCACGAGGGGGCGGUGCGAGCGUACAAGCUGAUGGCAGCAAAUGGCUUGGCACAUGAAUUGAAUCCGGUUUUCUGGAGCAAGCUCACCCAAUUUGCGAGGACCGUGAUUGCACCGUCUACCCCUACUAACACUGCAAACGAGGCAGACACGCCUCCUCCAGUGCUCCAGCUCCUAUCAGAGGCUACUGAGAGUGGCUGUGUCGACCCAGAGGUCUUCAACCUCCUCAUCGAAACCAGCCUGCAGGCAGGGGAUCCUGAGGGGGCGUUGCGAGCGUACAAGCUGAUGUCAGCGAGUGGGUUUGCAUGCGACUUGGACCCGCCUUUUUGGAACAAGCUCAUCCACGCCGUGGCUGCCGUGCCCUCCGCCCCUGCCUUCGUGGCUUACGGGUGCUACGAUGGCAUGCAGCGGUGGGGUCCCGAACCAGACGAGGCAACGUACCAGGGGCUCAUGGCAGUGUGUGCCAGGGAUGGCGAUGCAGCACGGGCGAUCGCGUUGAGGAGGGAGAUGGAGGAUGGCGGAGUGGAGGUCACAGCAGUGGUGUAUACCGCGCUCAUCAAUGCUCAGGGCAGGGCAGGGGAGUGGGAGGCGGCUGUGGAGACGUUUAAUGAGAUGCAAGGCAGCACGAAGGGCGAGAUGGAGCACCCGCACCAGCCGUCAAUGGACACCUACACUCGGCUGUUUGACGCCUGCUUCGGGCCGGACGGAGCUGAUCCCGUGAUACGGGACGCGAUGCAGGAGGGGAAAACGCUCAAGUUCACUCCAGCGCUACAAGCAGCAGUGUCUAUCUUCAGAGAGGCAGCAGCUAAGGGCGUCUUUCCCCCGGCUUUGACUGCAGAUCCUUUCACGCUUUACGUGGUCGACUGCACUCGCCCUGUCGCGGCUGCGGCGCUGCUUUCGCUGCUUCUGCAUCUCGCCUCCUCCUCCACUGCUGGCUGUAAUGAUGCCUCGUGGCUGCAGAACUUGGUUAUUGUCACGGCAACCUUGUAUCGACAGUCGCAAGCAGCGGACGAGGCUCCACCACAGGAGCCAUGCCCAGACCUCCAAGGGACGAUGGAGGCAAUGCUGCAGGCGCUGGGGCUGAAGGGAGAGAGGCUGCAUGGCACGAGCGCGCUGCAGGGGCUGUGUGUCGACAGGGAGGACCUGCGCCUCUGGCUCAACACACAGGCUGCCUCCGUGUUCCUCGCAUGA
This is a messenger RNA of Closterium sp. NIES-65, 2742 nucleotides long. NCBI's taxonomy places the organism in Eukaryota, Viridiplantae, Streptophyta, Zygnematophyceae, Desmidiales, Closteriaceae. The record is from the annotation of a GenBank genome assembly.